Messenger RNA from Fusarium verticillioides 7600, 2155 nucleotides. RefSeq lists its product as hypothetical. The record is from RefSeq and is a predicted model, not a curated record. NCBI's taxonomy places the organism in Eukaryota, Fungi, Ascomycota, Sordariomycetes, Hypocreales, Nectriaceae. The transcript has 4 exons. Gene Ontology annotation, molecular function: DNA-binding transcription factor activity, RNA polymerase II-specific; zinc ion binding. The coding region runs from base 97 to 2094 and encodes 665 amino acids. Gene Ontology annotation, biological process: regulation of DNA-templated transcription.
UCGGCCCAUUCGACAGCCCUGAUCACCUAAAACUAAGAGAAUCUCGGCCGAAAGAGACCCUACCCACGUGAAUCUCUCCGGUCUACUAGAUAUAACAUGUCCGCCACGGCUGCAGCCCCAAGGGCGAUGUCACAGCCCGUUACGGCUAGACGGAAGAUGAGAAAGGGGACGCAUAGCUGCAGCGAAUGUCGAAGGAGGAAGAUAAAAUGCAAGUUCCAUCCUGGAACUUCAUCUCCUUGUAUCCCAUGUGCUGCUCGUGGUUCCCGCUGUCUCGACCAACGAGACAUGACUCCAGUGGAAGAGAGCAAUAUUAACACCGAAAGUGUAAGCUUGCAACAGAGGGUCACUCUUCUCGAAAAGAUGGUUAGGAAUCACGCUAUAACACAUGAGGCGACCAUUAGCCAUGAAAGGGCUAAUACUGAAGAUGAGUCAGUCGAGGCAGAUGAAAGAGCCCCAUUUGUGUCCAUGCUCAACAAAGCCGAGGGAUCGGUAGAAACUCGUCAGAUUGCCAGGCCUGUUCACGAAAUUCCAUCUCACAAAAGUCCGCCGUUCUACACGCAAAGCUCGAGUGAAGCAUGCUCAAAACUUCGCUCCCUUCUACCAGAAUAUGAUGUCUUGUUAUCUACGCUGUCUGAGAAUGGGGCCUGGUGGAGCAGUUUCCGUCACAAGGUUGAGGUCAUUUGCCAGGGAUCUUACGAAGACCUGGCCGCUUUUGCUGCCCGUGUCUAUACGAGUAGUGACCCUGCUGAGCUUGGCAUGCUUGUUGUUGCCUAUGCUCGUAGCACGGGGCAUAGCAAUCAUCUAUACGGGCUCGUUGAUAGGCUGGCCGUUCCCGAUUCUGCGCACUGUUACUCUCCGGAGGCAUUGGAACUUCUUUUAUUGCUGGCUAAAGCCUACAGUGAUGUUGGGCAACCUCGACAGUCUUGGAUGAUGUACAGAAAAGGCCUUGCUAUUUCAGAAGUUAUGGGCCUGUAUAGACGGGAAGUGGUGUCUCCUCGUCUGAAGAGUAUCUGGUGGGCUUUUUACCACGGAGAUCGCUUCUCAAGCCUUCUUCUUGGCCUUCCAUAUGGUUUCAACGACGCUCAUCUUGGUCCAACCGUCGAACCAUCUAACGUGCCUGUAUACCCAGAGCAGCGCUUCGUUCUGCGGUGUGCUUCGAUUGCAGGAAAGAUCAUUGACCGUAACAUGAUGCCCGGGAAGCCAUCUUCUGCAAGUUCAAUGCUUCUUGACGAACAAAUGGAUACCAUCGCCUCUUCUAUGCCGUUGAGCUGGUGGGAUCUACCCCAGUCACUGCCAAACUCCCAUCCGGAGACGGAUGAGCUGAGAAAUCUUUUGCUAUUGCACUUUUACUUUUUUCAUGUCAGAAUCAACCUUCAUUUGCCAUUCAUCGUCGGUGCAGAGUCAACAUCUCCUCGAGGCUCUCACAGACUGGCAUGUUUGGAAGCCUCUCGGAAACUACUCAAACGCUUUACCCUUUUGCGUACUCAAAUUGAGGGUUUCAGUAUCUUUGACUGUAAAACAAGCGACUUUGUCGGAUUCAUGGCUUGCGUAUCUCUAAUCCUAUGUCUCUCGCAACCACGGUCAGACGAGAUGAUCGUUCCGGUCCCAGACGAGGAUCAAAACCUGAUUGCACAAGUUCAAGGCAUAUUUGGAAGGGAAGAGAAGGCGGGAUGUAAGGUUGCUUGUCAAUGUCGAAGGAUGCUUGACAUAUUGACGGGUAUUGCUGUCGACAGUGACGAAAGCUUAUCAAGCAAACUACCAAAUAGGAUUGCAAUCCCUCACUUCGGAUAUAUCCGUCGGGAUUUAGUUCAACAGGCUGGAUUGCAAGCCACAGCAAGGGUCUCAAUGGCAAGCUACACGGAGCAAAGCAUGACAGUGGUUCCAGCCAUCUCGAGCGAUGGUCUGGGUGGGCUAGGUGUCGGGUCUGGAAGUUGCAAUUGGUUAGAGACCGUGGAAACUGGAAUGUGUUGGGAGUUUGGUGGACUUGAACAAUUUCAGGUUGGAGAUGAUCUAUCAUCGUGGCUUGACACUGCGAUGCUAGACGUAAAUUUAGAAUUGGACAUGUCGUCAGCUGGAUUCACGUAUAACAGUUAGCUUUGGUAGAGGGCCAUGUUCCGCCAUAUUGAAUCUAUAAAGUACCGACUAUUGAGAACCA